CUCUCAGGUUUGCACAUAAAGAAGAGCGGUUGCACUCUCUCUCUUUCUCACACAUACUGGGUGGUGUCACUCCAUGGUGUGUAAUAGACUGGCACCAUUCACAUUAUAAAAGUUAAAAACGACUAUCUUGAGACUAUACACAGCGCGUCCCGCUUCAACAAUCGUCUUUUUAUUCUCUCUCUCUCUCUCUCUCUCUCACGCAACACAAAACCAAAAUACACGCCCGUCCCCACUACUUUUUUUUCUUUUUUUCUAUUUCUUCCUUUUAGCUGGCGCACCGUUUGAUCAUACUCUUUUGACAGAGAAAAGGCCCAAAGAUAUCAUGAUGGCUCAGGCUUCUUGGGGCACUGAUAACGACACCGGCAGUGGCAAUAGAGCAAGUGAACAAACAAAGGAGCAAGCAACGGGAAUGGAUAAUCAUGACAUGACAUGGAAGAUCGUCGGCAGUCCACCUCGACAAAGCAGUGUCGACGAACUGCACUGUCAGCAGUAUCAUCAUCAUCAUUAUCCUCAGCAACAACCACACCCUCAGCCAAAGAGAGGAGGAGAUCGGCGACGGUCCGUAUCAUCAUCAUCGUCGUCAUCUGAUUGGCCAUCCUUUGGCGGUGCCUUCCAAUGGGAGGGCCCUUCCAUUUUCAACGUUCCCUAUCCAAGCAACAACAACAACAACAACAACAACCUUGACCAGCAGCAGCACCCACGGUCUAGAAGUCUUUCCUUUUCCAUGGGUCAAGAUCCGACCAACUUUGGCUACGAGUACUUUGGAAGUGGCGUCAUUGAACGACAAGGGAAGGGUGGACUAGAAACAACCAUGGAAGAAGAUACAAGUGGUUUGGAUGCUCAAAUGAGCCGAGUACACAUCCGGUCGCAGUCAUCUGGUUCAUCGUCUUUUACUACGUUUGGAGGAGGUAGAGGAGACGGUGGGCUUGUUGGACCUAUGACUCCCUCUUCCUCCGCCUGGCCACCACCACCACCGCCAAUACAAACAGCACUACCACCCGCAUUAACUGGAGGAGGUGGACAUCCAUUGACACCGAUACCACGCAUGACUACUGCUACCACACCAACAGCGACGAGACAUUACGGGCGUCGAGCAUCAGAUCAACAUGAAGAUUAUUUCCACCGAUACCCAUCGCUUUUCGAAAGCAAUACUAGCAAUAAUGCACGCUUCUCGGAUCUGUUCCAACAUCAUCAACAUCAACGGCGAGCUUCCCAACCUUAUGCGUUUCCGGACCCUGCUUCGUAUGAUAUAGGGAAUCCAUACAUUUCCCACCACCACCACCACCAACAACAACAGAAUCGUAGAAACUCGCUAUCGUCAACGGCCAGUGGAGCAUCAUCCAACAAUUUCCCUUUGCAGCCACCACCUACACCUGUUGGCGGUAUGGAACUAUCACCACCACCACCGCUGUUCAUGCUGAACACUGCUACAGCAGCAAAGCAUCAUCAACAGCAACAGCAACUAUCGAGCUUUUCGUCGCCUCUGCCGUCACCUUCCAUACCAUUACUAUCGCCCAGCAUCCUUGGAAGUAGCAGUAGUAGCAGUAGCAAUUAUAUGCCUCCACCGUACUUGCAAAAAGUACCCGAAGAACAAACUACUCCUGUCACGACUACAACUCUUACAACCCACGAGCUAGCGACGACCCCUUUGAAUGCUGCUGCUGCCAUUGAAAAAAAUCCUAUUACCCGUAGUGCGAGUACUGCAGCGACUACAGCUUGUACAGAAGCAGCAACAGUAGUUGCUUCUUCUUCUUCUUCUUCAUCACCGCCUCCCAACGUUACCGCAAAAACGAGUGCUACUUUUGCAACAAUAGCAACAACCGUUACGAGCAACGUCCCAACGAUAUCAGCCACCACUACUCCUGAAAAAGCCUCGACAUCCGAGCAACAAGCACAACAUACACAAAAAGCAGCAGCCGAGAAGAGCAACAACAACAACAACGAUUCACUCUACUUGGUAGAAUUCAAAGCCGGUCGUACCGAUUUCUUUUGCGUAUCCGACCCAAAGAAAAGGCCCAAGGUCGGCGACUUGGUGAUUGUGGAAGCAGAUCGUGGGAAAGACCUAGGCAAAGUGGCGAUGGACAGUGUGUCUUCAGAACAGGUGACACUACUCCAAUCACAAAAGAACAGUAGCAGCCACCACCACAACAACAGCAAUAAUAAUGGUGCUUUUCCAGCAGCAGCAGCAGCAGCAGAAGAAGAAUCACCACAACCAUCCAAUUCGAUAUCGCACUCCUCUUCCUCUUCAGCAACAGCAGCAGCCAUAUUGAACAGCACCAACAGUAAUAGUAAUAGUAACGGUAGUAGCCAACACCAUGUCAAACAGAUUUAUCGUCUAGCACAACCCGAUGAAGUGAACCAGCUUUUGCUCAAGAAGCAAGACGAACAAAGCGCCUUGGCCGUGUGUCAACAAAAGAUCAAGCAAAAAAAGUUGCGUAUGGAUGUAGUGGAUGCCGAGUAUCAGUGGGACCGUCGCAAGUUGACUUUUUACUUUAAUGCUGAACGACGCAUUGACUUUCGGGAAUUGGUCCGUGAGCUUUUCAAGGUUUACAAGACACGCAUUUGGAUGUGCGCAGUAAACCCACAGACGGCGACAACAUCAACAAGCAAUCACACUGCGUCUUCUUCUACUUCUUCUUCUUCGUCGACUACCAAUACCACUACUGCUACUACUAAGUGGUCUUGAGGGCUAGAUCUCAGUACAAACAUACAUAUAUCCUUAUCUCCUCUAUACAAUUCAUCAUUAUACAAUACCGCUUUAUAUAUAUGUAUAUUUUUUCCAACAAGUACCCUUACUACUGUUAUUUCCCCCCUCCCCACCGAACAUUUUUUAUCUUUCUUUCCCCACUUUGACACGCGCUGAAAAAGAAAAAGAAAAAUAUCUGGCUAUCUCCUCAUGUCAGUGCAACUUCAACGUGCUGUGCCUCGACACAUUGUAAUUGUCCUCUCUCAAAUAUAUUAAAAAUCUUUCUUUGCCUUCACUGUUUAUGUUAUGACAUUGAUUAAC
Molecule: messenger RNA, 3007 nt
Organism: Zychaea mexicana
Lineage: Eukaryota; Fungi; Mucoromycota; Mucoromycetes; Mucorales; Lichtheimiaceae
Product: PSP1 C-terminal conserved region-domain-containing protein
Exons: 7
Coding region: 323-2686 (787 amino acids)
Cellular component (GO): cytoplasm
Source: RefSeq, a predicted model, not a curated record